This is a messenger RNA of Acomys russatus (golden spiny mouse), 2319 nucleotides long. It is a transcript of the gene Ihh, whose product is annotated as Indian hedgehog signaling molecule. Gene Ontology annotation, molecular function: patched binding; calcium ion binding. Lineage: Eukaryota; Metazoa; Chordata; Mammalia; Rodentia; Muridae. The coding region runs from base 286 to 1521 and encodes 411 amino acids. The transcript is spliced from 3 exons. The record is from RefSeq and is a predicted model, not a curated record. Gene Ontology annotation, biological process: multicellular organism development; cell-cell signaling; smoothened signaling pathway.
UUGCCAAAACAAACGGGCCGGCCUAUUUAUUGGCGGCCGCCGAGCCGGGCAGCUCAGAGUCGAGGCGCCAAGGGGGACAGCACGCCGCCACCAGCCAGGGCCUCGGGCCCCCGCCCCGCACCUGAGUCCCUCUGGCCUUGAGCCGCGUCGCACUGCCCAUGGCGCCCCCGCCUGGAGUCCCCAAGAGCCACCCAGACGCCUGAGUCCCCGAAACUCUCCCAACCACGCGCCCACCCAUCAGCCCACCAAGCGCCCUAGCCCGCCGCUCUCCCGGGCUACCCGGCCAUGUCUCCCGCCUGGCUCCGGCCCCGACUGCGGUUCUGUCUGCUUCUGUUGCUGCUGCUUCUGGUGCCGGUGGCACGGGGCUGCGGGCCGGGCCGGGUGGUGGGCAGCCGCCGGAGGCCACCUCGCAAACUCGUGCCGCUCGCCUACAAGCAGUUCAGCCCCAACGUGCCCGAGAAGACCCUGGGCGCCAGCGGGCGCUACGAAGGCAAGAUCGCGCGCAGCUCUGAAAGAUUCAAGGAGCUCACCCCCAACUACAAUCCCGACAUCAUCUUCAAGGACGAAGAGAACACGGGUGCCGACCGUCUCAUGACCCAGCGCUGCAAGGACCGUCUGAACUCGCUGGCCAUCUCUGUCAUGAACCAGUGGCCGGGUGUGAAGCUGCGGGUGACGGAAGGCUGGGAUGAAGACGGCCACCACUCAGAGGAGUCGUUACACUAUGAGGGACGCGCGGUGGAUAUCACCACCUCAGACCGCGACCGAAAUAAGUAUGGACUGCUGGCGCGCUUGGCAGUGGAGGCCGGUUUCGACUGGGUCUAUUACGAGUCCAAGGCGCACGUGCAUUGCUCUGUCAAGUCUGAGCACUCCGCUGCUGCCAAGACCGGUGGCUGCUUUCCUGCCGGAGCCCAAGUGCAGCUAGAGAAUGGGGCACGUGUGGCCCUGUCAGCUGUGAAGCCGGGAGACCGGGUGCUGGCCAUGGGGGAGGACGGGAACCCCACUUUCAGUGACGUACUCAUUUUCCUGGACCGUGAGCCAAACAGGCUGAGAACUUUCCAAGUCAUCGAGACCCAGGAUCCCCCACGUCGCCUGGCACUCACGCCUGCCCACCUGCUCUUCACUGCUGACAAUCACACAGAACAGGUAGCCCACUUCCGGGCCACUUUUGCCAGCCACGUGCAACCAGGCCAAUAUGUGCUGGUAGCAGGGGUACCAGGCCUACAGCCUGCUCGGGUGGCAGCUGUCUCCACCCAUGUGGCGCUUGGGUCCUACGCUCCACUCACAAGGCAUGGAACACUGGUGGUGGAGGACGUGGUAGCUUCCUGCUUUGCAGCUGUGGCUGACCACCAUCUGGCUCAGUUGGCCUUCUGGCCCCUGCGACUGUUUCCUAGCUUGGCAUGGGGCAGCUGGACCCCAAGUGAGGGUGUUCAUUGGUACCCUCAGUUGCUCUACCGCCUGGGGCGUCUCUUGCUAGAAGAGAGCAGAUUCCAUCCGCUAGGCAUGUCUGGAGCAGGAAGCUGAAAGGAUUCUACCCACAGUCCUCCUGGAACUGCUCUGCUGGAUCCAAAGGCUCUGCACCAGGAAGACUCGGACCCUGGAAGUCACCUGACCUGAGGAUAUUUGUCUUCAUCCUCUGCUCCAGACUGGAGACAUCACUGAGACUUGACCAGGUAGUUCUGGUGCAGUGGUGGAGCUGUGAAUUGAGCUGACAAAGGGGGCGGUGGGCGCUCUUUUCCUAGAAACCUUAAGACCCAGCGAGCUCUAUGAUUCUUCACACCCCACCUCCGUGCCCAGAGAGGACCCAUUCCAUCUGUCUUUGGACUGCUUACUCCAGUUUCUCGGGGGCCUGGGUGUGUGACUUCACUGUUGGCAAUUGAUCACAGUAUGAAAAGAGUCUGCCUGUGGGCGGGCUUACACCUCAGUCAAUGCUGCUAGAUUCCCUCAGAGCCAGUGGGGAGUUGGCUGGACUCAUUGCCUCUCAGAACUGAAAGACCACAAGCCAGCCUGGACAUCCCGAAAUAUGACCUUCCCUGCAGGCCACACUCCUCCAGACAUAUCCUGAGUCUGCUAUCAAAGGGCAGAGUCUCUAUUCCGGGCAAACGUGGCCCUAGUACCUGGGACUUGGGGAGGAGCCUGGAUGUCCCUGCCACCCCUGCCUAGGCUAAAAUCCCUUUUCUGCUGAACCACAUCCCACCCCCUCCUCCAGUCUGUCUUCCUCACCUUAUUUAUUUGCAUGGAGGGGGAAACCCAUGGGAGAAUUUGGGGAAUGUUUUGGUCUUUCUUUUGUAAUAAAAAUAUUUAAGUUGUUAGAGCCAUGGA